Messenger RNA from Alligator mississippiensis (American alligator), 2712 nucleotides. It is a transcript of the gene ASPN, whose product is annotated as asporin. The record is from RefSeq and is a predicted model, not a curated record. The coding region runs from base 261 to 1376 and encodes 371 amino acids. The transcript is spliced from 8 exons. Gene Ontology annotation, molecular function: protein binding. Lineage: Eukaryota; Metazoa; Chordata; Crocodylia; Alligatoridae.
AAUAUCUUUCUUCAGUACUAAGAUGGGCUAAUCUGUAGAAGCAGUUUACUCAAGUAUCACCCCAGGUGCCAGGAGGAUCAGGAACAUUUAGAGCGAAAUUUUUCCUUGUAAAAAAGCUAACCUUUUCACAGCACUCAAAUGCUUUAAGAUUUUCUUUAUAAUUAAACAAAAAACUGGAAAUAAACUUUUCAGGUGGAUGAUCACACUGGUUUGGGAAGGACUGUCAAAUUUACAAGAUUCGUUAUCCUCCUUGAGAAGACAUGAAAGAAUAUGUGCUGCUUCUCUUCUUCGCUUUAUGCUCUGCUAAACCUCUCAUUGGCCCUUCAUAUUUUACAUUAAAGAACAUGAUGCUUCAAGACAUGGAAGAUGCAGAUGAUGAUGAUGACGACGAUAACUCUCUAUUUCCAACUAGAGAACCAAUUCUACCGCUCAUUCCUUUUGAUAUAUUUCCAGUAUGCCCUUUUGGAUGCCAGUGCUACAUGAGAGUUGUCCAUUGCUCUGAUCUAGGUCUGACCUCAAUACCAAGCAAUAUUCCACCUGAUACUCGUAUGAUAGACCUACAAAACAACAAAAUUAAAGAAGUCAAAGAGAAUGAUCUCAAAGGACUCACCUCACUUUAUGCACUUGCUUUGAACAACAACAAAAUAUCCAAGAUCCACCCCAAAGCCUUUCAACCAACAAAAAAACUGCGGCGACUGUAUCUAUCCCAUAAUCAGCUGACUGAGAUCCCAGACAACCUGCCAAAAUCUUUAGCAGAGCUAAGAAUUCAUGCCAACAAGGUUAAAAAAAUACACAAGGAAGCAUUUAAAGGAAUGAAGUCUUUACAUGUUUUGGAAAUGAGUGCAAAUCCUCUGGACAACGCCGGAAUAGAGCCAGGAGCUUUUGAAGGAGUGACUAUCUAUCAUAUAAGAAUUGCAGAAGCUAAAUUAACCUCAGUUCCUAAAGAGUUACCAUCCUCCCUACUGGAACUUCACUUAGAUGACAACAAGAUUUCAAUGAUUGAACUUGAGGAUUUUAUUCGGUAUAAAGAUCUACAAAGAUUGGGUCUGGGCAACAAUAAAAUUAAAGAUGUGGAAAAUGGAAGUCUUGCUAAUAUUCCAAGUUUGCGAGAAAUACAUCUUGAAAGAAAUAAGCUGAAGAAAGUUCCUCCUGGAUUGCCUUAUCUAAAAUAUCUGCAGGUAGUCUUCCUUCACAAUAACAAUAUCCCAAAAGUGGGAAUAAAUGACUUCUGUCCAACAGAAAGAAGCAUGAAAAAGGCAUUAUACAGUGGAAUCAGCUUAUUCAACAACCCUAUGAAAUACUGGGAAGUUCAGCCUUCAACAUUCCGUUGCAUUUUAAGCGCAAAUAGCGUGCAACUUGGAAAUUUACGAAAGUAACACAAAAUUAGCAUAUUCACAAACAAUCUUAAAAUAGGAAUAGCCUAUGUUUCUGGUUUUUAUAAUACUUGAAAUCUAUUGAAAAAUGGCAGUUUACCACAACUUAACCAGUUAACAAAUAUAUCUACUAACUUAGAGGCUGUAAGGUAGGAUUUCUAUAAAGGGACACAGACAGAUGCAACAAACAUUGCUUUAUACAGUCUUAAAACCCUAUUAAAAAUCAAGUGGAUGAAUAGCAAACAGUGCUAUGGCAAUAUCAAUUGGCCGGAACUGCAUAAAAAUGAUAAAACAGGAAUAACACUAAAGUGAUUAGCAGUGAUACUUUCACCGGGAAGCAGUAGCAUGUCUGUCUGCUAGUGAAAAACUACAAACUAAAAGCCCUUUGAAAAAGGGGAGAAAUUGAAGUAUUUUAUAUACAUGUCUGUCCACCCUUAAUACUAAUCCUUUGUUUUAUUUGACAAUGUUCAAUUUAUAAUUUGAGUAAAUUAUAUAAAAAGCUUGAUAUUUUCAAGGAAGAAAGGAAUAAUUUAUAAAAACUGUAAUGGAAACUGCAUGUUGAUGUUUCCUAUUAGAUUAUUUCCUUUCUUAACAAAAACAAUGAAAAUUAAGUAAAAAUAAUGUUAUUAUUAAGGAUAUGUUUCUGUACUGAGAAUGUUUUAUUUAAAUAUGUGUAUAUGGAAUGUAUGAAAAUAUAGCAAACAAAAUAUGAGAUUUCAAGGCCAAGUCAUGUGCCAGUUCUGGUCAUUGUUAAAAUAAAUAAGGCUAAGAUGCAAUUAAAAGGUAUUCUAUUUUGAGUUCCUCUGCCAUUAAAACAGGCAGAACUGAUAUUAGGACCUUAAAACUUCUUAAGGCUUUUGUAUUUAUCCUUGCAACUUUUUACUGAAAAAUGCUCAAAAUCUCAUUACCAACAUAAUUUGAUGUACUCUGAACUAUAAAGGUAACAUUAAAGUUUUAACAUUAGCUUCAUAAUUAAUAGGAACUUACUAAACUAUCUGUAAGCUAGCACAAACAUAGUAACAUGUAUCUAUAUAAACUGCAAUCAUGUUCUUUAUUUUACAUACCAUUUACCAUUUUAAUUGUACAUAGAUUAGACAGCCCACAAAACUAAUAACUAUCCUGAAGUUGUGGAACCUGAGCAACAUGUAGUGGGAAGCUAAUGGUUCUGACUGCAUAUAUAGGUAAAUAUGUAAAAUAUUCAUACUGAGAGUACUGUAAAAUGAAUAUUUUAUAUAUCUAUUUAGUGUAUAUUUGUCAUUGGCAUUCAACAUAAAUUAAGUGAACUUAAAGAACACUCUGAAAUGUAUGACUUGUAAUAAAAACAUUGGAGUGAAAGCAA